Molecule: messenger RNA, 2758 nt
Organism: Vespa crabro (European hornet)
Lineage: Eukaryota; Metazoa; Arthropoda; Insecta; Hymenoptera; Vespidae
Exons: 11
Coding region: 195-1541 (448 amino acids)
Biological process (GO): glutathione metabolic process
Molecular function (GO): glutathione transferase activity
Source: RefSeq, a predicted model, not a curated record
AAGAAGUAUAACCGGCUUUACUAACUAUACUCCACGAUAAAACUGUUCAUACGGUUGGGUCAAGCUAUCAGUAACAGACUGGCUGUCUUGUAGUUUCAGCAAAAUAUCUUCUUCUUCUUCUUCUUCUUCUUCUUCUUCUUAAUCAUCGUCAUUCUUUUUUCAUCUAUUCGAUUCAUCGAAUCGUCACAAAAAAUAUGUCAAAGAUCACUUUAUACUCGCAACUAAUUAGUCCACCUUGUCGUGCCGUACUUAUGGUAGGAGAAGCCAUUGGCAUUGAUUUUGACAUCCACGAAAUCAAUUUAUUCAAUUAUGAUCAACAAAAAGAGGAUUUUGUUAAAUUGAAUCCUCAGCAUACUAUUCCAACUAUUCAGGAUAACGAUUUUAUAUUGUGGGAUAGUCACGUUAUCGCUGUUUACUUAAUUGAGAAAUAUGCUGCUGAUGAUUCUCUUUAUCCUAAAGACCUUCAGCUGAGAGCAACGUUAUGGCAACGUCUUAUCUUCGAUGCCUCGGUCCUUUUCCAUGUUCUUAAAAGAAUUUUUAAAUCCAUAAAGUUGGGAUCGGAGAAAACAAUUUCAAAAUUGCUAAUGGACGAACUCGAAGAAGCCUUAGGAUUUUUCGAAAAGCUUUUGGAAGGUAAACAAUGGUUGGUCGGGGAUUCUUACACGAUUGCCGAUAUUUGCAACGUCAGCACGAUCUCCUCAUUGACCGUUAUCGUGCAAUGGGACAAGUAUCCAAAUAUUCAAGCUUGGCUGAAACGAUGCGAGGAACAAUUGCCGGGCUAUGAAAAAUAUAAUGUACCAGGAAGCAAACAAGUUAAUGAAAUAUUCCAACAGAAACUCAUGAACGCGCCUAUUGCUAUGAGUCUUAAAACGUUCGUUAACAAAUCUGUUCCGACGCUGUACAUGACCGAAUUAUCUCCACCUGUUAGAUCGGUCUUAAUGACGGCUUAUAUAAUCGGUCUUCCCUUAUAUAAGAAAGAAGUAAAUUUAAUUUCAGGCGAGCAACGAACAGCGGCAUAUUUAAAGAUGAAUCCACAAGGAACGGUACCAUUAUUGCAAGACAAGGAUUACUAUGUAUGGGAUAGUCACGCGAUAUCAGGAUACUUGGUACAUGAGUACGGAAAAUCCGACUCGCUUUAUCCGAAGGAUUCGAGAAAACGUGCUAUGGUCGAUCAAAGAUUGCAUUUCGAUACGGGAACCCUUUAUCCAGAAUUUAGAAAUGUCGUGUACCCGGUUAUCGCUGGGGAGAAGAUUAUUACGAAAGAGAAAAUAAAUCGUGUGGAGAACAUUUACAAGACAUUCGAUUCGAUUUUGGCGAAUGCCAAGACGAAGUGGCUCGCCGGAGACACGAUUACUAUAGCCGAUCUUUGCAACGUUGCGACGCUCUCCACUUUGGAGCUGUUUGUGCCACCAACGGGAAAAUAUCACCAUCUGGAAAAUUGGUUUGGAUCGUGCAAGAAGGAGAUACCCGGUUACGAGGAAGUGAAUCAGCAGGGUCUCGACAAGCUCGUAAACUACGUGAAGAUUCUUUUAACAAAAUAAUAAGAACUGGUGGGCGUUUUCUGAAUAAAACAUACAAUCAGUUUCCAUUUUAUCGACGAUCGUGCAACGUAUAUACAUACGUUACAAUAUAAACGAUUCUCUUUUAUGUGAAGGGCGUUCAUCGUGGGAAUUAGUCAAUUAUUGUUUGAAAGUCUUCUGAGAAGUCGGUUAACGCGUCGCGAUUAAUUGUUUAGCAUUCUCAUUCUCUCGUCACGAUUCUUUACCGAUAUAUCGAAUCCAUACAAAUACUCUUGGAAAGACCUUUCAAAUGCAUUUUCAAAUACGUAAACACGAUUUAACGAAGCAUCAAAUUACUCGUUAACUUGUCCUUAAUUGAGCCGAGUCGGAUCAGGAAUCAAAUUAAAUCUUGAGUUUUAAACAUUUUACGCGGUUAUUGCGUCGACAUCUUGAAACCUAGCUCUUGUAAUUUGAAGCGAAUGUUGCGUUUUUCCUUUUUUAGAAUUUUCUUAACGAGAUAGAGACAAAGAGAGAGAGAGAGAGAGAGAGAGAGAGAGAGAGAGAGAGAGAGAGAGAGAGAGGGAGAGAGAGAGAUAGCUGACCUGGAUCUGUGGUUUCUCUCUUUCUCUCUUUUUGUCACUAUAUAUCGUCGUUUCUUUUUUUCUAAAUCGAAGUGGGUCAUGGAAAUUGAAUUGGCUGUUUCCAAACUUCGUGGUGGUUACUUUCGUUCAAGUUAUUCUUCAACGAACUGAAUCAAUAUAAUCUUAAUUGUCGUUACAAGUAAGAAAAUCAUUUUUCAUUGAAAAGAUCACGCUGAUAUUUCACUCGAAGGAUAACUGCGAAUAAAAAUUUGCCGUAUAAACUGAUAUAAAUUUUUUUAUACGUAGACAUCAUUCUCAUUUUACUACGUAGUUCGGCUGCAGGGCCUUGCCGAACAGGUCCUUUCGUUAUUUUUUUUUUUUAAUUCCUGUUUUAAAUACCUCACGACUAAGUCGUAUUUUUAGAGAGGACCGAGAAGAAGAAGAUGAAAAUAAGAAAUGUAGAAAGAUGAUCUCUUUUUUCUCCCCUUACCUUCCUGUGGUUUUGCAUACAAACAUAACGAUAUUUUCUAAUUGUUAUAACGUAAUAUUUAACAAAUUAUAAUACAUUAUUACGAAUGAUUUCGUAUAAUUAUGACCUUAAUAAUUCAUUAAAUUAAGAAUGGGAAAAGGGUAAAAGGUUGAUAUCGAAUGGAAUAAAUAUAAUAAAACCGAAUUUAU